Culex pipiens pallens (northern house mosquito) is the source of this 2054-nucleotide messenger RNA. It is a transcript of the gene IntS10, whose product is annotated as integrator complex subunit 10. The coding region runs from base 100 to 1986 and encodes 628 amino acids. Gene Ontology annotation, biological process: snRNA processing. The transcript is spliced from 3 exons. NCBI's taxonomy places the organism in Eukaryota, Metazoa, Arthropoda, Insecta, Diptera, Culicidae. Gene Ontology annotation, cellular component: integrator complex. The record is from RefSeq and is a predicted model, not a curated record.
UUUUGUAAACACACACCCGACCAGAUCGAACCAUCGGACUCGGUUCUGCGGCGUUUCAGAACUUGAAUUUUUGCCGGAUUUAAAGCUUAGAAUCGGGAGAUGGAGGUGCUGUCCAGCGAAAAGUACCUCAUAGCGAGGGCCAAGGAAACGUCCGAUCCGUACACGGCCAAGGCGUGGAUCAUCGCGGCCAAGACGCUUUUCCCGAAUGAUUUCGGCGUGCAGUUUGAGGCGUACGAGAUCGAAAAGAACGCAAAGAACUUCGAGGAGGCGGCCAAAUGCUUGAGUUACAUAAUUAUGACCUUCCAGAACGCGCACAAAACGCCGGCCAGUUUGCUGAACGAGAUAUCGAGCAUGACGUCGGCGUUGCGCGUCCCGGAGGGGACCACCACGCCUGAGCAGGACUUUUACGUGCGGAUGUUCCAGUACAUUUCGUACGAGGUGCAGCACAAGAUUCUGAUGCUAACGGCGGCCCACUCCAACAGCAUGGACCACUGCCGGUUGAUCCUGCUGCUGUUGAAGCGCUUUCCGCAGGCCAUCUCGACGCACGCUCCUCGUUUGCUCGAAACAUUGGUUCAAAACAGCACGAUUCCCGGCUUCAAGGAAAUGCUCGUUCAGGAGGCGAUUCCGCUGGUGUACAAUCGUCCACCGGAUCUGCCCCACAAGUUGGUGCACCAAAUUAUGGCGAUCUGCUUCGAGUACCACCUGAAUCAGAUGCUAGCGGAGACGGAGGACAAGGCGCGAGUGACGGCCGAAUGCUGGCGCAAGAUAUUCGAAAUGUUGGAGUUUUGCGGCAAGAUUCUCAAGUGGGAACCCUUUAUGCCGUACAAGAAGGGCUGGAGCAAGGACAUUUACUGGCAGAAGAUCAUCCAGUUGGUGCAGUCUGCGCCGCCGAGACCCUCGGAGAACAAGCAAAUUUUGUUCUGCGCCACGAUCGUGUUUGUUCUUUCGCUUCAGGAGUACAUCAACUUUUCUCGUUUGAAGGGAAAGGAUAACGAGAUUGAAGUUAUCCUGGUGGAAAGCCUAAAGGAGCUCAAAAUAGACAUGAAACGCAGGGAACCAGUGCUGGAGAUUCCCCAGGUCUUAGUGAACGGUCCCGUCAAUCCAGACGCACCGAACUGCCUCGUUACGUCGUACAACUGUUGGCAGUUGCUUCACUCAAACGAAAUCCUAAAAGCCGAUUUCACCCAGCUUAUCAUCUGCAUUCCAGCGCUAUCCUUGUGGAUUCAAAAAUUCCUCAUAGAUCUCUCCGUCUACGUCGGUCAGCACGAGGAAACUCACUCCUUGCUGCAGUCCCAAAAUUCGCGCAGCAUGUCUCAGCUCGAGAAAGACGUUCGUCUCUUCGGCCUAGCUCUCGUGCAAGGAACCAUCAACGUGCCCCUGUUCGAGCUCAUGAACUCCAUCCUUCAAAAUCUCCCUUCCACAAACGGAACCUACCUCCAGAACGUAUCACUCUCCCCAGCUCCCCGAGUCCUCAUGCUGAUGCCCCUAACCAAGCGUGCGAUCCUCCACUACAUCGUACAAACCCUGAUCACCCUACUCAAAGCCAAACUGGUCGACCCCGAGUGCACCAACGCCCUGCUCGGCAACUUACUAGUGCUCUGCCAGCUCAACUGGCCGCACGAGUCCACGAUCGUCGAGAUCAUCUUCGAAAUCAUCAAAUCGCGCCGUCAGUUCAGCUACCUCCACGCCACCAGCUACAUCAUCAACGUGGAAAUGAUCGAGGAGUUCAUGUACCUGUGGCAAAACUGCCCGGACGUGAAGCUGGAAUUUGCCGUGGCGCAGCCGGGAGGCGGACUGGGGGCUGGUGCGGGCGCUGCUGGAUCGCGACGGAUAGGGACGCGUGGCGCCGAUCGUGGCGUCAAGGAGGACUUUAAGCAGGUGAUCCGCGGGCAGAUCGCACGCGCCAACGAGGAUUUGGACGAGUUGCUGGUGCAGUUUUUGCAGCAGAACCAUCUGGCGUUGUUGCAGAAUAUUUUCGAGAAAUGAUGCUGCGAGAUUGUGGGGGAUGAAAUUUAUGAAUGGAUAAGCUGAGUAUAUACAAUAAAUGUUUUAAA